Boleophthalmus pectinirostris (great blue-spotted mudskipper) is the source of this 2139-nucleotide messenger RNA. RefSeq names its product raftlin, lipid raft linker 1a (gene rftn1a). The transcript is spliced from 12 exons. The record is from RefSeq and is a predicted model, not a curated record. The coding region runs from base 1 to 2139 and encodes 712 amino acids. Lineage: Eukaryota; Metazoa; Chordata; Actinopteri; Gobiiformes; Gobiidae.
AUGGGUUGCCGACUGCCGAAGCUGAAGAAAGAGGAGAGGACCAGCCCGGGCAACAUCUACUCCACUCUGCGGCGCCCCCAGGUGGAGACCAAAGUGGGCGUGGCCUACACCUACCACUUCCUGGACUUCCUGCUGGGCAAAGAAGAGCUGCCCGUGUCCUCGGUCCUGAGCCUGUCCUCGGUGCGGGAGUUGCCGGUUCAGGUCCGGGAGUUGUACUCGGAGGGUUUCGUGCUGGUGGCCGUUCACCCGUUCGUCCACGCGUGCGGCCCGGAUCACGCACACGUCCAGAGGCAGCUCCACCGCGCCGUGCUCGUCCGAGAAACCCACAGUUGGGAGCGUCGGGAGUUGCGGUGGUGUCGGCACAGACUGGAGACAGACGUGUGUUUGGGAGGAAACCAGGAGCCGGACCCCGAGAUCAUCCAGAGCUACGUCAAGAAGAUCCAGGAUGUGGCGGAGCAGGGCGUGGUGUUCGUGGGGUUCCUGCAGCAGCCUGGACCUGGACUCAGCCUCUCGGGGCCGUGGGACCCGGACCUGUCCUCCCUCCACUCCCUCCACUCCAGCCCCUCGCCGAUCCACCGAGGCCUGAGCUGCGCCGCCAGUCCCUCCGACGCUCCAGGAGAACGUCAGCCGCAGCACACCAGCUCGACCGGGGCGUCUGGAGCACUUCACCUCAGGGCAGAGGACACAGAAGCUCCACACGCUGAACCUGGACACACAGAAGAAGAGCAGAGUCUGAACCCAGAGGAGAAACUACAGAGAGCUCACACAGGACACUGGAGCACAGCAGCAGAGGAUCUCAGAGGAGCACAGGGGGAGGAAGACCAGACAGAGAACAGCCCCUGUGGAGGACGAGCUGUGAGAGAAGAUCCAACAUCACAGCAAAACCGCUCCUCACACAACAACAACCACAUCAACCUGAGGAACCAAGAGACCAACAACCACACCCACCUGAGGAACCAAGAGACCAACAACCACACCCACCUGAGGAACCAGGAGACCAACAACCACACCCACCUGAGGAACCAAGAGACCAACAACCACACCCACCUGAGGAACCAGGAGACCAACAACCACACCCACCUGAGGAACCAGGAGACCAACAACCACACCCACCAGAGGAACCAGGAGAGCUACAGCCACAUUCACCUGAGGAACCAGGAGCGUGAGAGGAGCAGCUCGUCUCCUCGUCCAAACAGAUCUCAGCUGUUUGCUCUGUAUAACCACACAGAGGAGCAGGACUCGUCUCUGCGCUUCUAUUCUCUCAGGGUGCCCCUCUGGGUGCACAGGGAGGCGGGGCUCGUCACAGAGGUCGACGCCCACUGGCUCGAUCACAUGACCCAGCACUUCAGCAGCGGCGCUCAGCUCGUGGACGGAUUCUUCCACGUCUCAGAGGAGAACGACAGUGGAGUGGCUCAGGUGGACAGCGUUUUCAUUUUCCAGAGUUCGGCUCAGUCCGUGAACGCCUCGUAUGACGCCAUCGUGGUGGAGCAGUGGACCGUGGUGGACGGCGUGGUGGUGAAGGCCGACUACAUCCCUCUGCUCCAGUCCUUGGCUCCGUUCGGUUGGAGGCUCAUGUGUGUUCUGCCCACGCCCAUCGUCAGGACCAACAGUGACGGGAGCCUGUCCACAAAACAGAUCCUGUUCCUCCAGAGACCCGUGCUCCCGAGGAGGAGGAGAGACUUCAAGGUACGACUCAAAACUCUCAAACACAUCCUCCAAAACCUGAAGAAACACGAGCAGAAAACCACAAAGUACCAACAUAUGAACCUGAGGAGCCGCAGCGGGAAACCCAAGAGGAGCGUGGGAGCGGGCGGAGCCUUGGAGGAGACCCGCCCCGCCCUCAUCCUGGAGAUGGACAGUCUGAGGAGAGGAGCCCCGGGUCCAGACCGGGUCCCGGAGCCGGAGCGCAGGAGGAGGAAGAGGGAGGACGACCCGGACCAGACCAACCUCCACCAACACCACCGCCGCCGCCACCAUCGCCACGGAAACGCCCUGUACCUGCCCGGGAACGGCGCGGCGCCCGAGAGCACGGAGACGGCGGCCGACAGGAGCGUCAGGUGGACGGACAGGUGCAGGAAGGAGACCCGGGGCCCAGCGGAGGAGCCCGUCAAAAUCCAGCUGUUCUCCGGGGUGUGCUGA